Messenger RNA from Eremomyces bilateralis CBS 781.70, 1966 nucleotides. RefSeq names its product trichothecene efflux pump. Bases 103 to 1701 code for a protein of 532 amino acids. The transcript has 5 exons. The record is from RefSeq and is a predicted model, not a curated record. Gene Ontology annotation, biological process: transmembrane transport. Gene Ontology annotation, molecular function: transmembrane transporter activity. NCBI's taxonomy places the organism in Eukaryota, Fungi, Ascomycota, Dothideomycetes, Eremomycetales, Eremomycetaceae.
GGUCGUUGAAGAUUAUCCUGAUGGGGAUUUCAAGUUCACACUUAGCAAGUUCCUGGCUUGCAUGGUAAGUACAUCUUUUUUAAUCUUUUCACCCUCUAACACAUGUCCCAGAGCUUUCAGUUUGGAUACUUGAGCGAUGUUUUUGUCAUCUCACUUGCUUCCGCCGUUUUGGGAGACAUCAACAACGAUAUUGGCCCCUCCACGGCGUACAGCUGGAUGGCAACGGCCCAGAUCAUCUCAGCGGCCGUACUUUCGCCUCUUGUCGGACGUCUCGGCGACAUCUUUGGUCGAAAGACCUUCCUCCUGCUUGGCAAUACCAUUGGCGCGGUAGGCUGCGCCGUUGCUGCAACCGCGCACGAGGUCAGCACAAUCAUCGUUGCCAGCAUCUUCAUCGGGUUUGGUGCAGCGAUGCAUCAGCUCGCAUGGUCGUGCCUCGCCGAGGUCGUGCCAAGAAGCCAGCGAGCCUUUGCUUUGGGUCUUUUCCAAGUAUCUCUGACACCAGCGUCACUCUUUGCUGCGGUUAUUGGCAAAUCUCUCGUCGUUCAUGCAAGCUGGAGAUACUGUUACUGGAUUCCAUUUGCGCUCGAUAUUGCCGGCUUGGUACUUAUUGUACUCUUUUACCAUCCCAUCAAUCAGUUUUACAAUCCUGAAAGGAAAACGAAGUUUCAGCAGUUCAAGGAACUUGACUGGAUUGGCUUAUUCCUUUUUGCUGCCGGCCUUACCCUGUUCCUUCUCGGAAUUACCUUUGGGGGAUCGGAAUUCCCAUGGAAAUCGGCUGGGCCAAUAUGCAUGAUCGUUCUUGGAUUCUUGACACUUGUCGCUCUCGGCUUUUACGAAGCUCACGCAAGCCUCGAAUAUGCACUGUUCCCGCCAGUUGUCCUGGGAAAUAUUAGAGGUUGCACAAUGGUCCUUCUCACGACCGCUUUGGCCGGCAUGCUAUACUAUUCUACUAUCCUGCUUUGGCCAAUGAUGGUCGAGAAGUUGUUUGCAAAAGACCAAAUCCAGGUCGGCUGGUAUUGUACAGCUCUUGGAGCCGGCGGUGUCCUGGCCUCGCCCAUCUGCGGUUGGGCAUUCAGGAAAUGGGGGAAAUUUGCAAGGUAUCAAUUCACGCUUUAUGCCAUGCUCCUCACGGCUUGUUGCGGCGCUCAAGCCCAUGUUGGGAUCAAUACAAAUAUCAGCUGCACGGUGCUUACCGUUUUGUUGGGAAUGGGCCUCACAGGCGCAACGCUAUGUUCUACGACCAUGGUUCAGCUGGGUCAGAAGCACGAGUAUAUUGGCAUCGCUACUGCCAUGGCCAUCACGGCACGCUCUAUUGGCGGAUGUUUAGCAACCACCAUUUACACCUCCAUCAUCGAGAACAAAAUUGGACACAAUCUUGUACCUGGCAUUGCCAAGGCAUUGCUUGGCGCCGGUCUGUCCCAAGCAGAAUUGCCGGAAGCCAUCGAAGCAAUCGUAGAGAAAAACGCCGCAAUUCUUCGGACGUUGCCACAGUCAGUCGUGGACGCUGGACUGAUUGCCAUGAAAAUGGCGUAUAUCAAUGCGUUCAAGCUGGUUUACUAUGUAUCCAUAACUUUCGGUAUCCUUGGUUGUUUGGCGGCGUUUUCAACUGCCGAAGUUGGCCACCUCAUGACAGAGAAGGUUGACAUCAAGCUGAGAGAGGGCCUGGCAGCCAAAGACAGGGACACGGACGAAAAGAAGUAGCGUUCUUCUAUGCCGGAACUAACAGAAUUGCUGAUAUCAAGGGACCCACGAUUGUAUUAUGGGCCAAAAGUAAAGUCCCAGUUUACUGGGACUUAACUAACUGACGGCUAACUGCUAAGUUAGUUAACUACUUCAGAACAAGAGCGGACGAAGUCAUUGUGGAAUUAGCCUUGAGGUGGUUUAUUAGGUUAGAAAUUACAAGUUGGAGUAUUCGACAGCUGAUGAACGGCUCUCUUAUGUUUGAAAAUGUGGUUAUCAUCUCCAC